Arachis stenosperma is the source of this 1263-nucleotide messenger RNA. Its product is annotated as WAT1-related protein At5g64700-like. The record is from RefSeq and is a predicted model, not a curated record. Gene Ontology annotation, molecular function: transmembrane transporter activity. The coding region runs from base 20 to 1075 and encodes 351 amino acids. Lineage: Eukaryota; Viridiplantae; Streptophyta; Magnoliopsida; Fabales; Fabaceae. The transcript has 6 exons. Gene Ontology annotation, cellular component: plasma membrane.
UGUAAAGAAACUCAUAAUAAUGAUGAUGAUGAAAGAAAGCAAUAAUAAUAAGAAGGCGUACAUGGCAGUGAUCCUGAUACAAGCCAUAUACGCAGUCAUGUUCCUUCUCUCCAAGGCAGCAUUCGACCAUGGCAUCAACACCUUCAUCUUCGUCUUUUAUAGGCAGGCCCUGGCCACUGUUUUUCUCGCUCCUUUUGCUUUCUUCUUCGAACGCAAAACUGCACCACCUCUCUCAUUUCUCACCGUCUGCAAGAUCUUCUUCCUUUCUCUCUUCGGGAUCACGGGGAGCUUGGACGUAUAUGGUAUUGCGCUUAUAUACACUUCACCCACUUUGGCUUCUGCUACCACUAACUGCCUUCCAGCCAUUACCUUCUUCUUAGCACUCUUACUCAGGAUUGAAAUUCUGAAAGUAAAGACAGCAGCGGGUGUGGCUAAAAUGGUAGGUGUGGUGGCAUGCUUGUGUGGAGCCGCAACACUUGCUUUCUACAAAGGUCCUCAUUUUCAGCUUUUAGGGCACCAUCAAAUACAACCAUCUUCUUCUUCUUCUUCUCCUUCUUCUCCUUCUUCUUGGGUAAAGGGUUGCUUCCUCAUGCUCCUCUCUAACUUCCUUUUUGGGAUUUGGCUUGUGCUACAGGGUUUUGUGGUGAAAGGAUAUCCUUCAAAGCUGCGUCUUACGACUCUUCAGUGUUUGUGUAGCUCAAUUCAGUCUUUCUGCAUUGCAUAUGGCGUAGAGAGAAGCAUUGAGCAAUGGAAACUGAGUUGGAAUGUCUCGCUCGUUGCCGUACUAUACUGUGGAAUAAUGGUGACGGGUGUGACGUAUUACAUACAAACAUGGGUGAUAGAGAAGAAAGGGCCAGUGUUUCUGGCCAUGUCAACGCCACUCGCUUUCAUAAUCACCGUCGUCUCCUCCGCAAUUCUGCUGCACCAGAUCGUAACUUUGGGAAGCAUUUUAGGUGGGUUACUAUUGGUUAUAGGACUAUAUAGCGUUCUGUGGGGUAAGACAAGAGAGGAAAUGCCCAAAGUCACAGACUUGGAGGUUGGAUCGGAGCACCACCCCCCACCGCCGCCGCAAUAAGCUACAGCUACUCCGGCCCAUUUCUUAAUUGAGAUCAUCCUAAAUAUAUAUACUAUAUACUAGGUUUUUAUUUUAUUUAAUUAUAUAUAUUAUUAGACUAUUUGUCAACAUACAGGGAUCGAUUGUAUAGUACUUCAGGAAGGCAAAAUGUAGCUUGAAACUAAAAAAAAAAGAAGUGCCAAAAUUUA